GCCGGUUCCUGUUAUCAGUCGACGUUCAGCGCAAGAAAGUAGUGUCGUUCUACGGUUGAAGAGAAAUCAGCUGUUUCUUUGUUCCUUUCCAGAACAGUCUCGCUAACGAUAUGGAAGUAAUACCGGUCUCAAGUCAUACCUACAAUAAUCAAAAUGAACUCGAUUACGAGUACGAUCCAACCUUAGACGAAGAUAACGAGCCAAUAGUCAGCGCUUUGUCGAAACGGUUAGAAGAAGAGCUCCGUGCGGCCAAAAGGACUCACCUGUCUUGCGGUGAGGUUCUUUUACCGUGCGGUCUUCUUCAAAGAAUAUCAAGGGACGUCCUAGUGAUGGCAGAUUCUGAACCUUGCGGGCUUCGAGGUUGCACCCUUUACUUCAAUUUCGCUAGCGACGAAGACAGCAGACGCUUAAGUACGGUGAAGUGCGAUCCAUACACCGCCAGCACAUUCGAACUGUAUCUCACGCUUAAGGAAAAUCCAAGGGGCUGGGACUCUUUCCUGCCGCAGUUCUUGAAAAAAAUAACGCGAGGCGGCACGGUAAUGAUCAGUUCUGAAUAUGAAUUAACAAAGAAGAAAUUGUAUAGAUCGUACGUCGACUGAAUCGGCAAACGGAGAGCCCGAAUCGUCGAGUCCGUCGCUUUGCUUAUAUGCCAAGACUGAAUAUUAAAAAAAGUAAAACGAUCACCGCAUCAUCUCAUAAAUAUUCAUGGAUAAAUAAUCGUGUUUGUUUUUAUACUGCGAAAUGAUUUUUAAGUUAAUUUCUCAUUGUCACUCAUCAUAUAUAUAUAUAUUAUAUUCUCAUCAUUUAAUAAUAUUGUUGUCCGUAGUAUUAAAUGUGGGAUACCGACCGCGUGCGGUUUCCUCAGGUGUGAUAGUAGAUACACGUAGGGACUCUAAAUGUAUAUUAAUAAUUACAAAAAACUAAAAUUCGUAGAAAUUUAAGGAUCGCAAUAAAAAUCAACAAUCUUGUGAGGAGGCGUAGUAGGAGCAUGCCUGUGCCACCCCGUUCGAGGGGUUUUGUAACGACGAAUUUAUUUUGUGUCGGUGAUAAGAUGAUGUGUUUUCCGAUUAAAUUUUGACCUGAGAAUUUAUGUUUAAGUUUGUGAUAUUAGUUACGGUAAAAUAUUUUUUUUUGUAAGCGCGGUCGCCGGUGUUCACCUCGGCAUUUUGCCCCCUUUCGACUCUGCUCGAAUGGGGUGCAAAUUCCGCUGAGGAAUGGUUGCAAGAAAUCAGUAUUUUCAACCGGCGUUCUCGCACCAAAGGUGACUGUAUGUGAUCUCAGUGAUUUGUAUUCUUAAAAAUUCAAAGUUAGGUCUUCUUGUAUGUCGUAUACGCCGGUCAAGAGACUGUUUUUUUUUUUUUUAAUUAUUUUAAUGGAUUUUAGUGGUAAGGGUUAUCUCACUCAGUGUGAUAGUGCAGGUAACUGUACAGUUCUCAAGCUUUUUAAUUUUUAUAUCGGUAAUGUGAAAAUACGAUGAUAUAUUAUAGAUUUAUAAAAGAUGUUUUAUAACAAACAAAUACAAAUAAUACCAUUUUUUUGAAAUGAA
Molecule: messenger RNA, 1546 nt
Organism: Agrilus planipennis (emerald ash borer)
Lineage: Eukaryota; Metazoa; Arthropoda; Insecta; Coleoptera; Buprestidae
Product: protein charybde-like
Exons: 3
Coding region: 111-599 (162 amino acids)
Biological process (GO): regulation of TOR signaling; apoptotic process; negative regulation of signal transduction
Cellular component (GO): cytoplasm
Source: RefSeq, a predicted model, not a curated record